CACAUAUACAUAUUGUUUUUCUUUGUCCCCAUUCUUCUUCCACCACCUACCAUUGUUCGCUGUGGAUUAUUCUCUUUUGUCAGCAGAUUCGUCCUUUGUCCUUUUGCUGUGUCCUUGCCGACACAUCCUUCCGUUUUGUUGUCCUGUGGUUGUUUGUUGACGUGGUCUGUCCUUCGGACUUUUAUCAAUGGCAGCCGGUGGUGGUAGUAGCACAAACAGGUUUUACUCGGUGUCAAACCCAACCUGGAAGACAAGUUUAGUGAAACUAUUGAACGGAUUUUGGAAAAUCAUCGUAGAGAAAACGAGGAAAUUAAUAAAAAACUGAAAGAAUUACGUACCCACCCUCCGGAGGAUAUAGAAAAGCCUGAACUACCCUAUACAAGUGACAGUGAAGAAUUUGAGGAAUUUGUGAAAGAGUCUACUAUUAGAAAUAAGAAUCUGAUCAAGGACUUGGAGCUGUCUUCAGCCAGACUACGCACUAGUGCUAUAUACUCGCCAACCGAGCAUCUACUAGAAAGGGCCAAAACAAAAUAUAUUCAAUAUUUGAACAGCAAGGGCUGUGGAAUGGACAGGCAAUGAUUACAUCAGCUAAGUUACUGAGAUCCAACGAAACAGGUCCACCUCUCGAUUACUCGUUCAAAAGUUUGUCAUCCAUAGAAGAGCUGAAAAUGCAGCGACCCAGACGUGGAGUGAAGAGAUACCGCAAAGCAUCGACUGGCAGAUAUAAUUGCACCGCCCUCAGACUAAAUAACAAUCAACUGGUCUCUGUACAUGGAAUACAUGCUGUCGCUUAUCAGUUACUAGAGCACCCAGAGACGCUGACUUGGCUGGAUCUUUCCUUCAAUAGAAUAACUGUAGUACCACCGGAGAUAACCUCUUUCAAUGCUCUCAAAAUCUUAUAUCUACAUGGAAAUCAGUUAUCGGAUUUGAACUCAACUCUGAGGCCAUUGAAGUGUCUUGAAGAGCUCUACAGCCUAACCCUACAUGGAAACCCUUUAGAGGAACGUAAGGGUUACAGGGCAAGGGUUCUGGUGAAUCUAGCACAACUGAAAUCCCUGGACUUCAACAAUGUGACGUCAGCUGAUAGAAAACGCGUCAUCGCGCGUCAAGAAGCUGCGUCAGCAAAAUCAACUGGACGCUGUCGGUUAUCGGCGUUUGUCUGACCGCCGUUCCGAUAAGAAACGUGUGUAGUCUUAUGGGAGCUUUCACAUUGAGCUGGUUUUUGAAACGUGUGUAGUCUUAUGGGAGCUUUCACAUUGAGCUGUUUUUUGAAACGUGUGUAGUCUUAUGGAAGUGUUCACAUUGAGCGGAUUUUUGAAACGUGUGUAGUCUUAUGGUAGCGUUCACAUUGAGCAGGUUUUUGAAACGUGUGUAGUCUUAUAGAAGCGUUAACAUUGUGAGGGUUUUUGGAAAGUGUGUGGUCUUGAGGAAGUGUUCACAUUGAGCGGGGUUUUGAAACGUGUUCUCAUGGGAGCGUUCAGAUAGAACGGGUUUAGGACCUUUCACAUGGAGCAAGUUUUUAAAACGUGUAUAGUCUGAUGGGAGCUUUCAUAUGGAGCUGGUUUUUGAAACGUGUGUGGUAUUAUGGGAGCGUUCACAUGGAAAGGUAUU
This is a messenger RNA of Nilaparvata lugens (brown planthopper), 1611 nucleotides long. Its product is annotated as leucine-rich repeat-containing protein 51. The coding region runs from base 576 to 1163 and encodes 195 amino acids. The record is from RefSeq and is a predicted model, not a curated record. NCBI's taxonomy places the organism in Eukaryota, Metazoa, Arthropoda, Insecta, Hemiptera, Delphacidae. Gene Ontology annotation, molecular function: protein binding. The transcript is spliced from 6 exons.